AAGUGGAAGUGGAACGUAACCAAAGCUUCAAUUUGCUAUCCUGCCAAAACUGUAACUUUGACAGGAUAUUGUUUGACAAUAUUAUGCAAAUUUGUAAGUUUUAUUAUUUACCGCUUUCGUCCUUUAAGAAUUGAGUUUUAGGAUUUUCGGAAAAUGAAUAGUUACAUUUUACAAUGACGAGAUAUUUUAUACUGAUUGUUACUACUGUUAUAAUUGUAAAUCACAUAUUUUACGCAACUACUCUUAAAUCUAAAGAUAUUCGAAAUUAUUUAGGUACUCGAACACCUUAUCGUUAUAAAUAUAAUAAAAAUGACACAAAAAUUAAAUUUCCCAGUUGUAAAGAUGUAAAAAUUUGGAUGGUUGUAAGACAUGGAACGAGAUUACCCAGUGUUAAAGACAUAGUUGGUAUGAAUACAACAUUAAACGAUUUAAAAUACGAAGUUUUAUUAAAAAACAAACAAGGAAAAGGCCCAUUAAAAGAAGAAGACUUAAAGUUGUUUGAGAAAUGGAAAAGUGAUAUUUCAGUUGAGGAACAAAAAUUCCUAACUUUUGAAGGUCAAGAUGAAAUGAUACAGCUCGCUGAAAGGAUGCAGAAGAGAUUCCCUAAUGCAAUAAAACACAAAUAUAACAAUAAACACUUUAAGUUUAAGUACACGGCUACACAAAGAACUCAACAAAGUGCAAGACAUUUUACGCUUGGAUUAUUUGAUAAGAAUAAUUCUCAAAAUGUCAUAUAUGAGCCUGCGCUGAAAGUUGAUACAACACUAAGAUUUUACAAACACUGUGACAAGUGGCAAAAGCAAGUUAAGAAAAAUCCAAAUACAUAUAAGGAGCAAGUAUUGUACGGCAAUAGUCAUGAAAUGAAUUUGACUCUUCAGUCUGUUUCUAAAAGAUUUGGUCUUGAUAGAGUAUUGAGUUUGGAUACAGUGGUUUUAAUUUAUAAAAUCUGUGGUUACGAGACAUCUUGGCAUAAAUAUUUUCCUUCGCCAUGGUGUCUUGGAUUUGAUGAUGUCAGUAUCAAAACUCUGGAGUACUAUCAUGAUCUAAAACAUUAUUGGCUAGAUGGUUAUGGCCAUGACUUGACAUACCAACAAGCUUGUAUGAUAUUAAAAAAUAUGUUUGAGAGUAUGACUAAAAAUAGUCCAACAGCAACAUUCCUAUUUGCUCAUUCUGGUACACUGCUGAAAUUGUUGACGCAUUUGAACCUUUACAAACCUGAUUCGCACUUAAGGGGUAUUACCAAGGAUGAACAGAGGCCGUGGCGAGCGUCGGAUAUCGACUGCUUCGCUUCUAAUUUAGCUUUUGUUUUAUUUAAGUGCAAAGAUGAAGAAAAAAUUUUAACCCUACACCAAGAAAGAAUAAUUAAACUGCCAAUGUGUAACGAAGAGUUAUGUUCAUUUAAACAUUUGAAAGAAUUUUUUAAUAAUUCAAUUAAUAAUUGUGAUCAUUCUGAGAUGUGUAAAAUUGAUUGAUGAUAUUUUGAAAAGGCUGGACCUUUAUUAUUUUUAUUAUAUUGACGUAACAAUUUUUAGAUUAUGGCUUAACAUAAAUAUGUACAAGUGAUACCAGUACUAAGCUUUUUAAAUUUUUUAGAAAUUAAAAAUCUCAAUAUAUUUUUGUCUAAUUUCUAGAAUAUUUUUGUCUAAUUGUCUUACCGUAUCAAACAAAUGUACAAAUUAUACCAGUAUUAAGCUUUUUUUUUACACCGAAAAUAAAAUUUAAAUACAU
Messenger RNA from Melitaea cinxia (Glanville fritillary), 1728 nucleotides. Its product is annotated as multiple inositol polyphosphate phosphatase 1-like. Bases 174 to 1472 code for a protein of 432 amino acids. The record is from RefSeq and is a predicted model, not a curated record. The transcript is spliced from 9 exons. Gene Ontology annotation, molecular function: inositol phosphate phosphatase activity; acid phosphatase activity. Lineage: Eukaryota; Metazoa; Arthropoda; Insecta; Lepidoptera; Nymphalidae.